Molecule: messenger RNA, 2537 nt
Organism: Medicago truncatula (barrel medic)
Lineage: Eukaryota; Viridiplantae; Streptophyta; Magnoliopsida; Fabales; Fabaceae
Product: QWRF motif-containing protein 2
Exons: 6
Coding region: 258-2111 (617 amino acids)
Biological process (GO): spindle assembly
Cellular component (GO): nuclear microtubule; cytoplasm
Molecular function (GO): microtubule binding
Source: RefSeq, a predicted model, not a curated record
UCUCUCUAAAAAAAUUUCAUUUUCAAUUUUAUUUAGUUUAUUCACCUACUUCACUUUCUCUCUCUAAAACCUCUCUCACAAGCAAAACAACGCUAUUUCUUUGUUUCACUGUUCCUUGUUAAAAAAAUUGCUGAAUCUGAACCAUACCCAUUUUCCAUCUCCUUGAUCUGCAUCUUUUUCAUACUCAUACACUUCAGAUUCUUUUGUUUUGUAGCUAUGAAGGUAACAAUGUGAGGUAAAGUUUUCACCUUUUUGCAAUGGUGGCUGCCAUUUCUGAAAACCCAUUAACCUCUUCAAGGUCCGACAUCAACAACAACAACAAUAACAAUAACAAUGGUGUCUUACCCAGAAGAAAAGGUAGACAAAUUUCUUCUAGGUACAUGUCUCCUUCACCUUCUUCUUCUUCUUCUUCUUCAACAACUACUACAACUACAACUACAACAUCAACAACAACAACAGUGUCUUCUUCUUCUUCUUCUUCAUCUUCUUCAAGAAGAUUUGCUUCACCACUUUUGUCACGUUCAACGAAUUCAUCAUCUUCAACACCAGUUGCUGUACCUAAACGUUCUCAAUCUGUGGACCGUAGGAGACCUACUAGACCAACAACCCCAGUUCCUGAAGCAACUAAGCUUCUAGUAACUUCCACUAGGAGUUUGUCUGUUUCUUUUCAAGGUGAGGCCUUUUCACUUCCUAUUAGUAAGAGUAAAGCGAAAGCCGUCACGCCGGAGCGACGGAGGGUUACUCCUUCUGUUUCUGGAAAAGGAGAUCAGGGUGAGAAUUCUCGACCCUCGGAUCAGCAUAGAUGGCCAGCACGUUCGAGACAGACAAACACGAACACAAACAAUCACUUGUCAAGGAGUGUGGAUUAUGGUGGUGUUGGUGUUGGUGAGAAGAAAGUUGUACGUGCAUUGCAACAAUCAAUGGUUAUUGAGAGUGGUAGAAGAAGAGAUUCUUUUGAUGGGUUAGGUGGUUUGAGUUUGGAUUUAGGGAAAACUACUCAAUUGAAUGAACAUUCUUUGAAUUAUGAUGUUAAUGCUUCUGAUACUGAUAGUGUUUCAUCUGGCAGUAAUUCAGGAGGAGGACAUGAUUCUUCUCUUGGUGCUCUUAAGGUUCCGAGGGAAAAUCGUGGUAUUGUUGUUUCUUCCAAGUUUUGGCAGGAAACUAAUAGCCGGUUGCGUCGGUUACAAGAUCCUGGUUCACCUUUGUCAACUAGUCCUGCUUCAAGGAUCAGUGUUCCAUCUAAGAAUUCUCAAUUGAAAAGGUAUAACAGUGAUGGACCUAUGAUGUCGCCGAGAACAAUGGCUUCUCCUAUAAGGGGAAAUGCGCGGCCUGCUUCGCCUAGUAAACUUUGGGCAUCGGCUGCGUCUUCUCCAUCCAGAGGGUUUUCUAGUCCUUCUAAGGUGAGAAGUGCGGUUGCUAGCACCAUCAAUAGUAAUUCUGGUAGUUCACCUUCGAUUCUUAGCUUCUCUGCUGAUGUGAGGAGAGGGAAGAUAGGGGAAGAUCGGAUAUUUGAUGCGCAUACCUUGAGGCUUCUUUAUAAUCGGUAUGUGCAGUGGCGGUUCGUUAAUGCUAGGGCUGAUGCUGCCUUUAUGGUGCAGAAAUUGAAUGCAGAGACACAUUUGUGGAACGCAUGGGUAACAAUCUCAGAGCUUCGACAUUCAGUCAUACUUAAAAGAAUCAAGCUGGUAUUGCUGAGGCAAAAGUUGAAGCUCACUUCCAUUCUAAAGGGACAGAUUUCGUAUUUGGAAGAAUGGGCCCUUUUAGAUAGAGAUCACUCCAGUUCUGUACUUGGAGCAACUGAAGCUUUGAGGGCCAGUACUCUCCGUCUUCCGCUUGUUGAAAAAGCAACAGCCGAUGUGCCAAAUUUGAAGGAUGCUUUGGGGUCCGCAGUUGAUGUGAUGCAAGCAAUGGCAUCCUCAAUAUAUUCUCUUUCGUCAAAGCAGGUGGAAGAAACUAACUGCUUGGUAGCGGAGAUCCUAAAGGUAACAUCAAAGGAAAGGUUUUUGCUUCAACAAUGCAAGGAUUUUUUGUCUUCCUUAGCAGCCAUGCAGGUCAAGGAUUGUAGCCUAAGAACGCAUAUGUUACAACUUUCUCGUGCACCAGCUUCUUAACAACAAACACGUGUGUAGAAUUGAUUUUAUUUGACCUGACAGCUCUCACUCCUAAUGCUAACACACUACUCUCCCAAGCCUUUUAUUUAACACAAAAGAAGGUAAUAAGAAUGGAAUGAAAUGGAGAGUCAAUAGCUGGUUUCUGUUUGCUGGUUUCUGAAACCUAGUGCGGUCUUGAAUGUCUUGUGUGUAGUGUAUCCCAUGUGUCUGAAUAUUACAGUUUACAAAAGGAAAAAAACAGCUUUUCUCUCUCACUAGAUAGUUAGAUUAAUUAAGAUGUAUACAAUUACCUUGUCAUUUGAGGAAAAGCUGAGUGUCUGUCUGUGUAUAUAUCAAUAUGUAAUCAACUAAUUAUUGUUUAGUAGGUAGUUUGUUGCCUAGAUCUUCAUUUGAAUCAAUGGAGUAUUAUGCUCUAUUAGUUUUAAA